Messenger RNA from Tachyglossus aculeatus (Australian echidna), 1841 nucleotides. It is a transcript of the gene SNAI2, whose product is annotated as snail family transcriptional repressor 2. The coding region runs from base 141 to 833 and encodes 230 amino acids. Gene Ontology annotation, molecular function: DNA-binding transcription factor activity, RNA polymerase II-specific; RNA polymerase II cis-regulatory region sequence-specific DNA binding. The record is from RefSeq and is a predicted model, not a curated record. Lineage: Eukaryota; Metazoa; Chordata; Mammalia; Monotremata; Tachyglossidae. Gene Ontology annotation, biological process: regulation of transcription by RNA polymerase II. The transcript has 3 exons.
AUUGGACACCCAUGGAGAGAGAGAGAGAGAGAGAGAGAGAGAGUAGGGAGCCGCUCCCCAAAUAGCACAAGAAUUAGACUCCCCCCAAAUUGGACACCCAUACAGUGAUCAUUUCCCCCUAUCUCUAUGAGAGCUAUCCUAUGCCCGUCAUUCCACAACCAGAGAUCCUCAGCUCAGUAUCCUACAACCCCAUCACUGUCUGGACUACAACAGCUCCGUUUCAUUCCCCACUGACCAAAGACCUCUCUCCUCUCUCUGGAUAUCCCUCCUCUCUGGGGCGAGUGAGCCCCCCUCCACCGUCCGACACCUCGUCGAAGGACCACAGCGGCUCUGAGAGCCCCAUUAGUGAUGAAGAGGAAAGAAUCCAGCCCAAGCUUUCUGACCCCCAUGCCACUGAAGCUGAAAAGUUUCAGUGCAGUUUAUGCAACAAGACCUAUUCAACUUUCUCUGGGCUGGCCAAGCAUAAGCAGCUGCACUGCGAUGCCCAAUCUAGGAAAUCUUUCAGCUGUAAGUACUGUGACAAGGAAUAUGUGAGUCUGGGAGCCCUUAAGAUGCACAUUAGGACCCACACGCUACCUUGUGUCUGCAAGAUCUGUGGCAAGGCUUUCUCUAGACCCUGGUUGCUGCAAGGACACAUUAGAACUCACACGGGGGAGAAGCCUUUUUCCUGCCCUCACUGCAACCGAGCGUUUGCAGAUCGAUCCAAUCUGCGGGCCCACCUGCAGACCCAUUCCGACGUCAAGAAAUACCAGUGCAAAAACUGCUCCAAAACUUUCUCCAGAAUGUCUCUUCUGCACAAACAUGAGGAAUCUGGCUGCUGUAUAGCACACUGAGUGAUGCAAUCGAUGUUUACCCAAACUGAAUGCAUUUCUCCGCUCCUGUUCCCCAAAGCAAAUAGAAGUCCAAAGGCAUUUUCUCUUCUGCUUCCCAACCAAAUAAUAAAAAAGGGGAAGAAUGCAGAAUCCAUAAAGUUUUCAGGUCAAUUACUUCCAUGUGGAGUUUGCAAUCGCUCUAUACUUAAUGUCAUUUCAGAUAGGUCAUAAAGAAGACGCAUAAUGAACCUUCUUCACAGAUGAAGCCAAAAAGCACAUUCUCUCUUUCUUGCAAAGAAAAGACUCCAGAGAUUUACAUUCCUGCCAAAUCAUUUCAACUGAAAAAAACAGUAUUUUUUUUAAGGUUGUAAAGAAUGUCCUAUAGCAAGAGAAUCUGCCCAGAUGCCAUUUAUCUCAGGUGCCUUAUAAAGUAUUCCAAGUUUACUUUAUUCAAUAUCUGAUGUUAAGGUUGCUGUUGUUUUAAAAGUAAGGCCUUUGUUCAUUACCAGUAAUGCUUAUACUGCAUAUCUCAAAGAAGAAGAAAAAAUACACGAGAAUGUACUGAAAACGUAUGCCAUGUUUUGCCAGUGAACUGUAUGUGCCUUAGGAAAAAAGACUGUCACUUUGUACAUUCCUGGUGCAUGCAUGGCCCAUGUUGUUACAAAAUAGUUUUUACUGUUCCUCUUAAUUUUAAUUUUUUUAUAAUGGGAAUAAGUGCAAGAGAGGGGAUCCAUGGGCGCUCGACAAUGUCAUUUUUUAAAAAAAAACUCCUUAAAAUGCACAAAGAAAAUGCAAUUAUCUACAGCAGCACCCCUCCCAGUCAAGUGCCUGUUUUUGUUAAUGAUUUGUAAAGUUUGUGGACAUAAUGUAAAUCUUUUUAUUUUUUUAUGACUGAAUGUGUUUUGUAUGAAAGGGAGAUGUUGCCUCUAGCCAAGUCUAUAGAUAACUUGAAGAUCGUGUGAAGUCAAAUGUCUAUGUCGUUUUUCUAGCCACUUUUUUUUUUUACAAUAAAGUUUUCAAGUAAAACCC